AUGCCUCCUCGCCAGUCAUCUCGGCUCAAGAAGGCCAUUGCGGAUACUGCCGCCAAUGUCAGCGCCCCUACUAACCGGACAUCAAAAGCCAAGGCUACGAAGUCUAAAGCCACCGAAGAAGACAUUAAGGACGAGUCAACUGCUGUUAUCGAGGAGCCCAAGUCCUCUAAGAAGCGAAAGGCAGAUAAGAUCGAAGACGAGGAAGAGGACCAGGUCGAGGACGAGCCCGUCGCCGAGAAACCUAAAGCCGGAAAGAAGCUCAAGACUGCUACCAAGACAAAGACUGAAGACCUAAUGGCUCUCGCCAAGCGCACUAUAAUCGAUACCCUUAAGAAGUCUAUGUACAUUGGCGCACACGUCAGUAGCGCAGGAGGCGUACAUAACUCCAUCAACAACGCCGCCCACAUCGGCGCCAAUGCCUUUGCUCUAUUCCUCAAGUCCCAGCGCAAAUGGGCCAACCCUCCCAUAGCGCCCGAAGCUCUCGGUAGCUUCCAAUCCUUGUCAAAGCAGCACAAGUUUGAAGUCCACAAGCAUUGUCUUCCGCACGGCUCAUAUCUCGUGAAUCUUGCCCAGGCAAAAGAGGAGAAGGCCGACCAGGCGUAUAGUUCGUUUCUGGAUGAUCUGAAACGCUGCGAGUCGCUUGGCAUCAAGCUGUAUAACUUCCAUCCGGGGAAUACCAAUGGCAAUUCGAGAUCUGAGGCUAUCGGUAGGAUUGCGACGCAGCUGAACAAGGCACAUAAGGCGACGAGCACCGUUAUAACUGUGUUGGAGAAUAUGGCUGGACAGGGCAACGUCAUCGGUUGCAAGUUCGAAGACCUGCGAGAUAUUAUUGAGCUUGUAGAGGAUAAGAGUCGUGUUGGAUGCCACGCCUUCGCCGCAGGCUACGACCUCCGCGCACCGGAAGCCUUCGAAGAUACCAUGUCCAAAUUCAACAGCAUCGUCGGCGCCGAAUACCUCAAAGCCUUCCACAUCAACGACUCCAAAGCACCCUUCGACUCCCACCGCGACCUACACGCCAACAUCGGCACCGGCUUCCUCGGUCUGCGCGCCUUCCACAACGUCAUGAACCACGACGCCUUCCAGGGCAUGCCCAUGGUCCUCGAGACCCCUAUCGACCGCAAGGGCCCCGACGGCAAGACCGUCGAGGACAAGCAGAUCUGGGCCGACGAGAUCAAGCUGCUCGAAAGCCUCAUCGGCAUGGACCCCGAGAGCGACGAGUUCAAGGCUCUCGACAAGCGACUCCAAGCCAAGGGCGCUAGUGAGCGUAGCAAGAUCCAGGAUCAGGUCGAUCGCAAGAGCGUCAAGGAUACGAAAAAGGCUGUUCUCUCCGCUAGGCGCAAGGGGAAAGCCUCAGCUGAGGAGGAGGAUUCUACAUAAAGCACCAAGUGGUUUGUCUCAAUUAUACUAGGUUUAGGGUCUGAACACUCUUUGUAAAGGACAUUAUUGUAUUGAUCUGGAAAACUGCAAGGCGCAUUGGGUAUGUAAUGUAGGUAAGCAUGUAAAACAAGUAAUUCUACGCGCACGCAACGCAACGCGGUGGUGUGAGAGUACCUAAGGUAGGCAGGCAGUUUUAGUUCAAUAAGAACCGAACCAAUUCUAUCCGCUGCCAUUUCGUAUCGUAUAAAGUCAUAAAGGGGGAAUAUAGCCGCUCGCCCGCCCUUCCCAUCCGCGCUUCGGAAACGGAGACGGAAUCGGAAUUCUAUCCAGUAACGCCCUGGUGAUGAUGAUGAUGAUGAUGAUGAUGAUGAUGAUGCAA
Messenger RNA from Daldinia decipiens, 1756 nucleotides. Its product is annotated as AP endonuclease. Lineage: Eukaryota; Fungi; Ascomycota; Sordariomycetes; Xylariales; Hypoxylaceae. Gene Ontology annotation, molecular function: zinc ion binding; phosphoric diester hydrolase activity; DNA binding. The transcript has 3 exons. The coding region runs from base 1 to 1377 and encodes 458 amino acids. Gene Ontology annotation, cellular component: mitochondrion; nucleus. Gene Ontology annotation, biological process: base-excision repair. The record is from RefSeq and is a predicted model, not a curated record.